UUUAUUUGCGGUGGCAACAUGUUUAUUGAAAUGUCGGAUAGAAAAGUGAGGUUAUGUUGAUCUUUAUUUAGUUUUUUGGUUAUGAAAUUUCAGUAAAGAAUAGAUAAUAAAUAGGAUCAUUUGAAGGUCCCUAAAUUAGGAAACACAAUUAUUAAGAUGAAUCUUAUAAGGAGAGGGUUUUCUCUGCUUUCCAUCGGAAUUAGAGCGCAAUGUACACAGUUUACAGCGAUACCACAGUUGCCAGCUCGUACGCCAGUCGCACCACUUCCAUCCCUCCCAGCUUCUCCCACGGGGUUGGUCGCGAGGGCGAUGGCGUCGCUAGCUCAGAUGCACCGCAGCGGACCUCACAUCAAGAAGAGGAAGUCUAGAAAUCCGCUCAACGGCAACCCUUUCGCUAAGGGUGUAGUAUUAAAAACAUUAAUAAAAAAACCAAAGAAGCCUAACUCGGCGAACCGUAAGUGUGUGCUGGUGCGGCUCUCCAACGGUAAGGAGAUGGUGGCGUACGUGCCGGGCAUCGGACACAACCUGCAGGAACACAACAUAGUACUCGUCAGGGUUGGGAGGUUGAAGGAUUGUCCCGGAGUGAAGCUGAAGUGUGUGCGCGGCAAGUUCGACCUGCCGCAUGUCAUCAAGCAGAAAGUCUAGCGUCAUUGUUAAACUACGGUUAGUGAAUAUAUUAGUUUAAGUA
This is a messenger RNA of Manduca sexta (tobacco hornworm), 688 nucleotides long. It is a transcript of the gene mRpS12, whose product is annotated as 40S ribosomal protein S12, mitochondrial. The record is from RefSeq and is a predicted model, not a curated record. The coding region runs from base 157 to 645 and encodes 162 amino acids. Gene Ontology annotation, cellular component: small ribosomal subunit; ribosome. NCBI's taxonomy places the organism in Eukaryota, Metazoa, Arthropoda, Insecta, Lepidoptera, Sphingidae. Gene Ontology annotation, biological process: translation. Gene Ontology annotation, molecular function: structural constituent of ribosome. The transcript is spliced from 5 exons.